Molecule: messenger RNA, 1879 nt
Organism: Drosophila ananassae
Lineage: Eukaryota; Metazoa; Arthropoda; Insecta; Diptera; Drosophilidae
Exons: 1
Coding region: 25-1824 (599 amino acids)
Source: RefSeq, a predicted model, not a curated record
AAUUCUGAAACUUUCCGGAAAAACAUGUAUCAGGUAAGUUCUCUAUGGAGCAAGCAGUCGCAGACGCAAGGACGUUGCAUGUGUCGCGUGCCGGGAAAUCAGGACUGUGGCAUUAAAAAUGAUAAUAUUAUCGAGGAGUACCUCCAGUUGGACAUCGAAGAUGUCACCGACAGUGUGAUGAAGGUGAUGCGGAUCUGCGGGCUGCGUCCCUGGGAGGUGAAGCGGAGUUCGGAGGUGAUCCGUCGCUCCCUGCAGCAUUACGAAGAGGUGCGAGAGCGGAUCGAUCGGGUACCAAGAAAGCGCUUCGCCAAGGAGACCUUCCUGCACGGUCUGGCACAGGAGGCCCAAAUGAAUCGGAUGGACGCCCAGAUGGCCUACGCCAUUGUAAAGCGGGCCUUCAAGGCCUUCUACUAUGGGACGGGACAGGAAGGAAAGCGGUAUGUCUCCCUCCAGACCGGCUUGCCCCACAGGCAGGAGUGUCUCUGGUUGCACGCCGCACGCCGCACGGCAGAGAUACACGCCGUCCUCACCGGAAUGAUGUACUCCGAGGAGCAGCAGUUCGAGGAGCGCAUCGAGUGCGUCUACAAAAACCUGUUCGAUGUCCUGCAGACAAGAAUCGUCUUCGCCGACGACUGGGUCUGCAACUGCCAACAUAGCAGCAAGCCGGCCUCCACUGCGGUCUCUUCGUUGACCAUUGAAUUAGAGGUCCUCUACGUCAAGCAGAACAUGGAUCUGAGCCUUGGCGCAUCCGCACCGACCUCCCAACGUCUUGAGGUAGACCGGGCAGUAAGCUCGAACGCCCUCAGCUCCGCAUCCUCGCGCCAUAACUACAGCCUAAAGAAGACUCAAAAUAAAUCUGUUUCCCAAAAGGACUCCAUGCUCUUCAGUGCCGGCUCCAUUCUCAGUCAGGCCAAGUGCAACUGCCCCCCAUUGCGUUGCUGCCGCGAGGAGGGCGAGGCUAGGGAGGCACCAGAAAUCACGGCGGAGUGUAGCCAGGGACCCUACAUCUGCCGCUGGCUGCCGUACACCGAAGAGGACGAUAUGUUCGGCGAGCACUGUACUCCGUUCCCGCCCCUGGAGGAGGUGUGCCCACCCUGUGUCAAGGAAGAGCUCUCCUGCGACUCGGAGUGCACCUGCACCUGCCAGGUGUGCAAGUGUCGACCGCUCUAUGACGGCGAUGACGAUAUCGGCGAGGAAGAGAACCUCGGCGAGAAGGUAUCCAAGAGCGGAGUGGAGGACUACGACACCGACUACUGCUGGCUGGCUCCGUUCCGGGGCAGCAGCAAGGAAAGAAUGGACAGAAAGAAAGCCAAGGCCCAACCUGAGGAGAAGGCACCGGUGAAGGUUGAGAUUGUCGAAGACAAGGAAACCUUGUCCAAGUGUUGCUGUAUGUGCAGAUACAAGCGCGACAAUCCCCAUCUGUUCACUUACCUCGCGCCCUUCAAGGAAGAACAGAAGAAGGAGCCAGAGCCCGAGCCUGAGCCACCAACACCAGAGACAAUCAAGAAAGCAAAAGCCAAUGAAAUCGAGGAUCUGCUUGCGAAGCCACCUCCACCUGGUAUCUCCCAAGAGGGCUAUCGCUGCUGGGUAAAACCGAAGCGCUCGGCGACAUCCAUAGCGCAGGUGGAGCGCGACCCACCCCAUUUGGUUUUUUAUGAUCCCGAAGUAGUGGAAGUGGCAGCUCCUCCCGCCAAGGGUAAGGGAAAGGGGAAAAAGGCCAAAAAGGCUGCUCCUACUGCGCCUGAUGCUCCGAUCGUCAAGAAGGAUGAAGGAAAGUUCACCAAGGAAGACAUUCUUAAAAUUAUCAACCUGAAGGCUGCCUGAAUGAACCUGAAUGAAUACAUGUUGUGAUACUUUAAAUACAUGUCCUAUUAAUUAA